GAUCACUAAGUUUUAGCUAUGACCAGAUUACAUUUUCCAAAAUAUGUGGUAUUUUCUGUCCUCAUUGUCCUGAGUGCUGAUGCACUAGACACUUUUAUUGCUGCGGUGUAUGAGCAUGCUGUUAUAUUACCAGUGAGAACGGAAACUCCUGUAUCAAAAGAAGAUGCUUUGCUCCUAAUGAACAAGAACAUUGAUGUUUUGGAGAAAGCAGUAAAGCUACCAGCUAAGCUGGGUGCCCAUAUCAUUGUGACUCCAGAAGAUAGAAUUUAUGGCUGGGUUUUCACCAGGAAGACUAUUUACCCUUACCUGGAGGAUAUCCCAAACCCUGAAGUGAACUGGAUUCCAUGUAGGGAGCCCCAAAGGUUUGGUCAUACUCCAGUACAAGAAAGGCUCAGCUGCAUGGCCAAGGACAACUCUAUCUACAUUGUGGCAAAUAUCGGGGACAAGAAACCAUGUAAUGCCAGUGACCCUCAGUGCCCCGUGGAUGGCCGUUACCAGUACAACACCAAUGUGGUCUUUGAUUCUGAUGGUAAAUUGGUGGCACGCUACCAUAAGUACAAUCUUUUUCCACCUGAAACUCAGUUCGACUACCCUAAGGAUUCAGAAUUUGUGACUUUCAAGACUCCUUUUGGAAAGUUUGGCAUUUUCACUUGCUUUGACAUUUUUUCUCACGACCCAGCUGUGGUUGUGGUGGAAGACUUCCAGGUUGACAGCAUUCUCUACCCCACUGCCUGGCUCAACACGUUGCCCCUCUUCUCGGCUGUUCCCUUCCACUCAUCAUGGGCCAGGGGCAUGAGAGUUAAUCUCCUUGCUGCAAAUAUCCACCAUACUAGGAUGCACAUGACAGGGAGUGGAAUCUAUUCACCAGAGGCUGUCAAAGUAUACCACUAUGACAUGGAAACCACGAGUGGCCAGCUGCUGCUAUCAGAAUUAAAAUCCCACCCUCGCCGUGACCCCACAUAUCCAGCAGCUGUUGACUGGAGUGCUUAUGCCAAAAGCGUCAAGCCGUUCUCAUCUGAGCAGUCCAAUUUUCCAGGAAUUAUUUAUUUUGAUGAGUUUACCUUCACCGAGCUUAAGGAAAGCACAGGAAACUACACAGUGUGUCAGAAAGACCUGUGUUGUCAUUUAACGUACAAGAUGUCUGAGAAGAGAUCAGAUGAGGUGUAUGUUCUGGGUGCUUUCGACGGACUGCAUACAGUAGAAGGCCAAUAUUACGUACAGAUAUGCACAUUACUGAAAUGUCAAACCACUGACUUGAAAACAUGUGGGGAGCCUGUGGGGUCACCAUUUACCAAGUUUGAAGACUUUUCCCUCAGUGGCACAUUUGGAACAAGUUAUAUUUUCCCACAGAUUGUUCUGAGUGGGAGCCAACUUGCCCCUGAGAAAUAUUAUGAGAUUUCAAGAGAUGGUCGUCUGAGGACCCGAAGUGGAAUCUCUUUGCCUGUUCUGGUUAUGGCCCUGAAUGGAAGAGUGUUUGAGAAGGACCCUCCACGCUUAGCACAGGGACCUUGGAAGUUACAAUGA
Molecule: messenger RNA, 1524 nt
Organism: Chrysochloris asiatica (Cape golden mole)
Lineage: Eukaryota; Metazoa; Chordata; Mammalia; Afrosoricida; Chrysochloridae
Gene: VNN3
Product: vanin 3
Exons: 7
Coding region: 19-1524 (501 amino acids)
Molecular function (GO): hydrolase activity, acting on carbon-nitrogen (but not peptide) bonds, in linear amides
Source: RefSeq, a predicted model, not a curated record